ACCCCUUACAUAUUCUUUCUGUGGAUUUCCCUAAGUGGUAAUAUUUUACCACAUUUGCGUUAUCACAGUCUAUCCACCUAUUAUUCCAUUCACACACAUACACACAUCCUGUUUUUCUGAACUCUUUAUCCCUAAAUACUUAAGUGUGUAUUUCCUAGAAACAAGUUAAUUUUUUCAAGUGACCAAAAUAAAAAAAAAAUCAAAAUCAGAAUAUUGAUAUCGAUACAGAACUAUUACCCAAUCUACAGAGCUUACUCAAAUUUUACUGAUUGUCUCAUUAAUAUUUUUUAUAGUAAAUGGAAAAAAAUAUGUUUCUGGACCUUUCCUUAUUAUCUUGCUCAUUUUAUUGUGGGUACACUGGCUUUCACUCAAAAGUCAGAGCUCACUAAUUAUGACCCAAAUCCUUUAGGUAAGAAACCAUAUGGAUGCAAUAAAUGUGCAGUGAAUGCUUAUGAACCACUCAUGACCGUGCUUCAGAGAACUCAUGCAGGAAAGAAAUCCCAUGAAUGCUGUGAUUGUAGGAAAGCCUUUCCCAGUAAGUUAAAGCUAAUUACUCAUCAACAGACUCACACAGGGGACAGACCAUUUGGGUGCAGUCAAUGUCAAAAAGGCUUCAUUACAAAGUCAGCACUCAUCUGUCAUCAGAAAACUCAUCAUAGAGAAGGGAAAUCCUAUACAUGCAGUAAAUGUGGGAAAGCUUUUCCUUGGAAGUCAAAACUCACUUUACAUCAGAGAACUCAUUCAGGAGAGAGACCUUUCAGAUGCAGAGUAUGUGAUAAAGCCUUCAUGGUUCAGACACAUCUGACGGUACAUCAGAGAACUCACACAGGAGAGAAACCAUAUGAAUGCUCGGAUUGUGAGAAAGCCUUCUCAAAAAAGGCUCAGCUCAUAAUCCAUCAGCGAAUUCACACAGGAGAGAGACCAUAUGGAUGUAGUCAAUGUCAAAAAGAAUUCAUUACAAAGUCAGCACUCAUCUAUCAUCAGAAAACUCGUCAUAGAGAAGGGAAAUCCUAUACAUGCAGUAAAUGCAGGAAGGCUUUUCCUUGGAAGUCAAAACUCACUUUACAUCAGAGAACUCAUUCAGGAGAGAGACCUUUCAGAUGCAAAGUAUGUGAUAAAGCCUUCAUGGUUCGGACACAUCUCACUGUGCAUCAGAGAACUCACACAGGAGAGAAACCAUAUGAAUGCUCGGAUUGUGAGAAAGCUUUCUCAAAAAAGGCUCAACUCAUGAUUCAUGAGCUAAUUCACACAGGAGAGAGACCAUAUGGAUGUAGUCAAUGUCAGCAAGCCUUCAUCCAGAAGUCAGAUCUUACUAAUCAUAAGAAAACUCAGCAUGCAGUUGGGAAAUCUCAUGGAUGCAGUGAAUGUGGGAAGGUUUUGUCCUCUCAGUCAACUCUCAUUAUACAUCAGAGAACCCAUACAGGUGAGAAGCCCUUCAAAUGCAGUGUAUGUGAUAAAGCUUUCACAUCAAAGGCACAUCUUAUUGUCCAUCAGAGAAUUCAUACAGGAGAGAAACCAUAUGAAUGUUCAGAUUGUGAGAAAGCCUUCUCCACCAAGGCACAUCUUAUGAUUCAUCAGCAAAUUCACACAGGAGAGAGACCAUAUGGAUGCUAUGAAUGUCAACAGGCUUUCAUCCAGAAGUCAGGUCUCACUAACCAUUUGCAAAAUUGUCAUGCGAGAGUGAAAUCUCAUGGAUGCAGUGAAUGUGGAAAGGUUUUGUCCUGUAAAUCAACUCUCAUUAUACAUCAGAGAACCCAUACAGGUGAGAAGCCUUUCAAAUGUGGUGUAUGUAAUAAAGCCUUUACGGCUAAAUCCUAUCUCACUGUACAUCAGAGAAUUCAUACAGGAGAGAAACCAUAUGAAUGCUGUGAUUGUAAGAAAGCAUUUGCUACUUUGUCAACUCUCAUUGGUCACCGGAGAACUCACACAGGAGAGAGGCCCUAUGGAUGCAAUGAAUGUCAAAAAGCCUUCUUUCGGAAGUCAGCUCUUACUAAUCAUCAGCAAACUCAUCAUAGAGGAAAAUUCUCUAUGCAAUGACUGUAGAAAUGUGAGAAAUAGUUUUUGAAUAGUCCUAUCUGUUCAGAGAACUCAUGUAAAAUAGAAAUGCCAUGAAUGCUGUGAUUAUAGUAGACCUUUCUGGAACUUCUAUAGGAAAUAAACCUUAUAGAUGCAAUGAAAGUUGUAAGCCUUUCCUCUGAAGACUCCUCCCAGUAUACCACAGGGAUCUCGCCAAAAGAGCAACAUUGUAAAUGCAGUGAUUGUCAAAAAUUUCAUUUGAAAGUCACAGGCUAUGCGUUUAGGAGGCAACACCUGUGAAUGCAGUGAAAGUGGGAAAUCAUUCUUUUCAAAUCACAUUUGUUAUACAUUAGGGUAUUCAUUAAGGGGAGGGACGCUGCCGUUGCAGUAAGUGCAGAAAAGCCAAGAAAAAUCACAUCUCAUUGUACAUAAAAAUUUCAUGAAUUUUGUGAUAAUGAUAGCAUUCUCCAGAAAGUCAAAACUCUUUGACC
This is a messenger RNA of Leptonychotes weddellii (Weddell seal), 2507 nucleotides long. The record is from RefSeq and is a predicted model, not a curated record. NCBI's taxonomy places the organism in Eukaryota, Metazoa, Chordata, Mammalia, Carnivora, Phocidae.